AUGGGCUUCUACGUUGAUGAUGGUCUUGGUCCGUCAUCUAGCCCCGAAGAGGCGCGGCGCGUGUUGGCAACUAUAAAUUUCAUGUAUGAUCCUCCUGGCGUGGUGUGCCCGGUGGUGUUGACCGGACGUCUGGUUCAACGUAAACUGCUACCUCGAAUUUCGGACGACAUCACUCACUUCCGCGAGUUGGGCUGGGAUGACGAGCUACCUAGAAGCGUCAAAGCUGAGUGGGAGUCCUGGAAAAUGGAUUUGAAAGAGCCAGAGUCCAUCGAGAUCCCACGAUGUUUCAUCUCGAAAAACUUGGGGGUGCCCAUUUCGUCCCCGCGUUUGGAGUUGAGCGCGGCAGCAGAGGCGGCCUCUUCGUCCGCUAAGAUCGUAGCGGAGCUUGAAUGCAAAGUAUCCACCGUGCACCAUUAUUCGGACUGCAAGGUUGUCUUAGGCUACACUCAGAACGAGACUAGACGGAAUUCCAGGUACGUCACUGGGCGAGCUGAGGUCAUUAGAACGGACACCCCGAGCCGCUCUUUCCAUGUUCUCAACCCUCAACAGAAAGCCGCAACUAUCGAAACUUCGACUCCUCUGUGGCAAAUAUCUAAAGAUCCAAAUGAUCCUGUACCCAUUAGCCCAUAG
This is a messenger RNA of Hyalella azteca, 630 nucleotides long. RefSeq lists its product as uncharacterized. The transcript is spliced from 4 exons. The record is from RefSeq and is a predicted model, not a curated record. Bases 1 to 630 code for a protein of 209 amino acids. Lineage: Eukaryota; Metazoa; Arthropoda; Malacostraca; Amphipoda; Hyalellidae.